UCGUAGGCUGGAAACAAACAGUUACAGCAAACAGUUCAGAUUGCAGUACUAGAAAAGCAGCACGCACGAAAAAUGUCUGAGGAAACCGCAACUAAAACCGCAUUGAGAAUUGCGGGCGCUGUCAUCUUGCCGAAUGUGGGAGGCAUUGUUAAUGGCGCAUUGACGCGCAGGCACAUCAAAAAUUGGUAUUCGAAUCUGAAUUUUCCCUCGUUCCGACCACCCAACUGGCUGUUUGCACCCGUUUGGACAUCACUGUACGCCGGCAUGGGCUAUGGCUCUUACCUGGUGUGGCGCGACGGCGGCGGCUUCAGCGGCGAUGCUCAAUUGCCAUUGAUCGCCUACGGCACACAGCUGGCGCUCAACUGGGCCUGGACACCGAUAUUCUUUGGCAAGCAUAACAUCAAGGGCGCGCUUAUUGACAUUGUGGCGCUAACAGCGGCGGCCGGCGCAUGUGGUGUACUCUUCUAUCGUGUGAACAAGACGGCCGGGCUUUUGUUUGUGCCGUAUAUGGCCUGGCUGGGAUUUGCCACCGCCCUGAACUAUGCCAUGUGGAAACUAAAUCCGGAGCAGGGUGAGCAAGGUGAGCAACCGGCGGCGGCGCGCAAGCAGCAAUAGGAGCUGAGUUUGGUAACAUCUCAUAAGGUGUUCUUUUUUAAAUUGUUUAUUUUUCAAUAGAAAAUGUAAUCGUCACAAAAUAAAAAUCGUAUCGGCAAUAUCGAUAAA
Messenger RNA from Drosophila virilis, 723 nucleotides. RefSeq names its product Translocator protein (gene Tspo). Gene Ontology annotation, cellular component: mitochondrial outer membrane. NCBI's taxonomy places the organism in Eukaryota, Metazoa, Arthropoda, Insecta, Diptera, Drosophilidae. The record is from RefSeq and is a predicted model, not a curated record.